This is a messenger RNA of Loxodonta africana (African savanna elephant), 1599 nucleotides long. RefSeq names its product acid phosphatase 4 (gene ACP4). Gene Ontology annotation, molecular function: acid phosphatase activity; receptor tyrosine kinase binding; protein tyrosine phosphatase activity. Lineage: Eukaryota; Metazoa; Chordata; Mammalia; Proboscidea; Elephantidae. The coding region runs from base 325 to 1599 and encodes 424 amino acids. Gene Ontology annotation, biological process: peptidyl-tyrosine dephosphorylation involved in inactivation of protein kinase activity; regulation of neuronal synaptic plasticity; lysosome organization. Gene Ontology annotation, cellular component: postsynaptic membrane; lysosome. The transcript is spliced from 11 exons. The record is from RefSeq and is a predicted model, not a curated record.
GAAGAGGGUGCAAUCUUCAAGGAGCCCAUGAGCGCCUUAAAGACCCCCAAUGUUUAAGGGGCAAGAAAAGGAAGAACAGACUGAAGGAGGUGGGGAGGACAGAGAAUGAGUCUGGAAUGUGUGGCGUAGUGGGGGGGCCUCUCUCCCUGCAUCUGUUUCUGUGUCUCCCAACACUUGCAAAGGUGUGAGGCAGCUGGAUCCUGUGGCUCCUGGGCGAGGCAUGCUGGUACGUGCUCCUAUGGGGCCACUGAGGAAGAGGCUAAUGAGCAGGUGAGGCUGCGGCACAGCCAGUGGGGCUGAGCUCAGCGUCUGGACUGUGUGAAAAUGGCUGGGCUACGGUUUCAGGGCCAAGCUGCCGGCUUUCUCCUGCUGCUGCUGUGGCUGUUGGCCCAGGCCCUGGCCGAAGGACCCCUGGUGUUCGUGGCUCUGGUGUUCCGCCAUGGCGACCGGGCCCCAUUGGCCUCCUACCCCACGGACCCACACAAGGAGGCGGCCCCCACCCUGUGGCCGCGUGGUCUGGGCCAGCUGACCAGGGAGGGGGUCCGCCAGCAGCUGGAGCUGGGUCGCUUCCUGAGGAGCCGCUACAAGACUUUUCUGAGCCCUGAGUACCGACGGGAGGAGGUGUACAUCCGCAGCACGGAUUUUGACCGGACACUGGAGAGUGCUCAGGCCAACCUUGCCGGGCUCUUCCCUGAGGCUGCUCCGGGGACCCCCGAGUCCAACUGGAGGCCGAUCCCCGUACACACGGUGCCCGUCACCGAGGACAAGCUGCUGAGGUUCCCCACACGCAGCUGUCCUCGCUACCAUGAGCUGCUUCGAGAGACCACAGAGGCCACUGAGUACCAGGCAGCCCUGGAGGGCUGGACGGACUUCCUGAUGCACCUGGGCAACUCCACGGGGCUGUCGCUGGUCAGGGAGCCACUCCGCAGAGCAUGGAAGGUUCUGGACACGCUGCUCUGCCAGCGAGCCCACGGUCUUCCCCUCCCAUCCUGGGCCUCCCCGGAUGUCCUGCAAACUCUCACCCAGAUCUCGGCUUUGGAUAUCGGGGCCCAUGUGGGCCCACCCCGGGCAGCAGAGAAGGCCCAGCUGACAGGGGGGAUCCUGCUAGAUGCUAUCCUCGCCAACUUUUCUCGGGUCCAGCGCCUGGGACUGCCCCUCAAGAUGGUUAUGUACUCGGCUCAUGACAGCACCCUGCUGGCCCUCCAGGGAGCCCUGGGCCUCUAUGAUGGCCACACCCCACCAUACGCCGCCUGCCUCGGCUUCGAGUUCCAGAGGCACCUCGGAGACCCAGAGGAAGAUGGAGGGAAUGUCACCAUCUCCCUUUUCUACCGCAACGACUCCUCUCGUCCGCCCCUGACCCUCAGCCUCCCUGGGUGCCCGGACCCCUGCCCAUUAGGCCUCUUCCACCAGCUGACGGCCCCAGCCCGGCCCCCAGCCCGUGGGAUCCCCUGCCACAGCCUCCAUGAGCCUGCCACCCCUGCAGCCACUGCGAUGCCCCUGCUGGCCGGAGCUGUGGCCGUGCUAGCAGCCCUCAGUUUGGGGCUGGGCGUGCUGGCCUGGAGACCGGGCUGCCUGAGGGCCUGGGGGGGCCCUGUGUGA